AUGUUGCCUUUAUCAAACAAUGCUUUGUUUUUGAAUUAUGAAAGAAAUCCAUUCAUGAGUUUCUUUCAGAAAGGAUUGAAUAUUAGUCUUAGUACUGAUGAUUCAUUACAAUUUCAUUACAUUCAUUUGGAAACUAAUAUGCGUGAAUUGGCGCGUAACUCGGUAUUGCAAAGUGGAUUUGAAAUGACAUUAAAGAAGCAUUGGCUUGGAUCAAAUUGGUUCUUGCCAGAAAUUAAUAUGCUGGCAAAAUAUUCACGUUUAAAAUCAAAGGAUUCGUUUGAUUGUAACACCAUAAAGAUGCCUUUAUCAAACUAUAAUGAAUAUUUAUCCUCAUCUUUGUCAGCGUCAUCAUUAAAAAUAGCAUCAUCAACAUCGCAACAAUCAAUACUUGAGAGAAGUGCAACUAUAGAUGUUUUUGAUUCUGCUUGGAAUGAGAUUAGAAGUGGCAGUGGUAGUGAUUAUCAUCACCAAAUUGUUACAACUUUUGAUAAAACUGGUAUUGACACUGGAAAUAGUAGCGGAUAA
Entrophospora sp. SA101 is the source of this 525-nucleotide messenger RNA. The record is from the annotation of a GenBank genome assembly. NCBI's taxonomy places the organism in Eukaryota, Fungi, Glomeromycota, Glomeromycetes, Entrophosporales, Entrophosporaceae.